Molecule: messenger RNA, 1637 nt
Organism: Chironomus riparius
Lineage: Eukaryota; Metazoa; Arthropoda; Insecta; Diptera; Chironomidae
Source: the annotation of a GenBank genome assembly
CUCGGAAGUAAACAAGAUCCAUACUGGAUCUUUUUGUAAAGUGUAAUUUAAUUUCUGUGAAUAUAACUGUGUGGAUAUACUCAAAAUAUUAGUAAAUCGUCAACAAUGCAUAGUAACUUCUCUGUAAAUAUGCCAUCUUGGCUGUAUCCUGGAAUGCGAGCUAUUUAUCAAAGUUUAUUUGGAAUAUAUCGAGAAAGUAAUCCUUUAGUUAUAUCUACAGUCAAUAAAAUCUGGCAGUUUCCCAAUUCUAAUGAAGUUCUUGACUAUAUAUUCAUAUAUCUUAAUGCUGGAUCUAUAGAAGAGAAUGUACCACCUCAUUGGCACUAUGUAAGUUUAGGUCUGUCUGAUUUGUAUGGAGACAGCCGAAUACAUCCUAUAGAUCCAACAGCAAGCAGUUCCGAUAGAUUGAGUGGAUUUGGUAUAGAAUUAACGAUGAGAAUUAAAAAAUAUUCAGAAAUAUCUCCUCCAAGUUGGCCAGCACAGUUAAUGCAGCAGUUGGCUAAAUAUGUGUUUGUCUCCAGAAAUAAGCUCUUACCUAACGACUACUUACCUUGGAAUAAACCACUUGAUCCUGAAAAAGAGGACUGUACCAUUAAACACAUGCUAAUUGCACUAGAUUGUCAACUUAAAAGGAUCAAAACUGUUCUUGGACAUAUCUCAUUCUGCCAAAUUGUCGGAGUCACCGAUGAAGAGCUCAACUGCUCACAAUCGUUUAACGUGAAGCAAGUUUUGGAAGUAUUGAAGCAAGAUCCAUCGACAGGUGGAAUAUCAUUAAUUACAGACAUGCAAAGGACAAGAAGCGUUUUUGAUUUAUUUCCACAAACUUUGAGAGCACUUGAGGAUGAUUUAGAGCGUGAAGGAUCGGAUUUAGCUGGAGUCAAUGGAGAAUUUUUCUACAGAGAGUUACCUAAUAUUGCAAUUAAGACAUCAUUGUGCCUUACUAUGUCUGAUUCAGAGAAAUCACUUGAUUUUACAAGACAUCUCGGUCGUUUGGAUAUUCGCACAAGUGCUGAAUUAAAUGCACACCACUCAUCACCAUUUUUGGCAUUUUCAAGACACUUGCCUGUAUUUCUCGACGGUGUUGAGAUCAUUUUUUCCCCAAAUACUGCGAAAUUCUUAAAGCUUGCAUUUAAGCAUCGUUUAGGCAAAGGACAUCAUUUUACGUUCCAAAAUCCAGACACUCACCUCACAUUUGUAACUGAUAAUGUCAGUGGCUGUUUUGUCUCAAAUGAACAGCCAUAUGCAUUAAAUGGGAAAUGGCUACAAAUUCGCAUCGACAAAGAGUUUUUAAACACAAUCAUUGAUUCUAUUCAGGAGUUUGAUGCUGAAAAUGCUCACCAACUUCCGAGAAUCUUUGACUUUCCUGAAAAGAAUCUUCGAUUUAUAGUUAAUAAUUUGGGUACUUAAUGAGGAAUUUGUUUUUUGUAUGAACAGGGCUCAAAAGUACCCCCUUAAAUUCUGAAAUUGAACAUUAUUUUAUCUGCGCAACUAACGUCUUCCUAGUUUUAAGAAGUGAUAUAAAAACAAGAUAAAUCUCAUAAAAUGUGCCUUUUAGCAAGACUACUUGACUGACUAUUCAUGUUUUUUGUGUAGUUCUUAUUAUAUAUAUUUUUUAAUAAAAAAUAAAUAAAAUUGCA